Messenger RNA from Pseudoliparis swirei, 1891 nucleotides. Its product is annotated as JNK1/MAPK8-associated membrane protein-like. The annotation marks the transcript as partial. Gene Ontology annotation, cellular component: membrane. The record is from RefSeq and is a predicted model, not a curated record. Gene Ontology annotation, molecular function: ubiquitin protein ligase binding. Gene Ontology annotation, biological process: response to unfolded protein. NCBI's taxonomy places the organism in Eukaryota, Metazoa, Chordata, Actinopteri, Perciformes, Liparidae. The transcript has 4 exons.
CGUUUCUGUGUUUCGUUGUGCGUUUCAGCUCCAGCGCCUUGUUGCAGCACAUCACGGCCAUGUUGGAGUGCGGCGUGUCAUCCGUGGUCACCUUGCUGGUCACGGAGCCGGUGGGAAAGCUCAGUAUCCAUUCAUGUCACGUCCAAAUGCUGUCGGACUGGUACACCAUGCUGUACAACCCAAGUCCAGACUACGUCAACACACUGCACUGCACCCAGGAGGCCGUCUACCCGCUCUACACCAUAGUGUUAAUCUACUAUGCGUUCUGCCUGGUGCUGAUGAUGCUGCUGCGUCCUCUGUUGGUGAAGAAGAUAGCGUGCGGUUUGAGCAAGUCGGAUCGCUUCAAGAGCAUCUACGCCGCGCUGUACUUCUUCCCCAUCCUCACCGUGCUGCAAGCCGUGGGAGGAGGGCUGCUCUACUAUGCGUUCCCCUACAUCAUACUGGUCCUGUCUCUGGUCACACUGGCUGUGUACAUGUCGGCCUCUGAGAUACAGUCUUUUAAGAACCUGAUUGCCAAGAAGAAGCGUCUGGUCGUGCUGUUCAGCCACUGGCUGCUCCACGCGUACGGCAUCGUCUCCAUCUCCCGACUGGACAAGCUGGAGCAGGACCUUCCGCUGCUGGCCCUUGUGCCGGGCCCCGCCCUCUUCUACAUCAUAACGGCCAAGUUCACUGAGCCCAGCCGCAUCCUGUCCGAAGGCGGUAGAGGACACUGACGGACCCCAGCGGCGCAAACCGUUUUUAACAGGUGGCUGCAGUCCUGACUUGGGGGGGGGGGGGGGGGAGAGGGAGAGGGAGAGGGAGAGAUGACUACUUAAUGGUCAAACAGGACAGGUGGUCCCUGAGAUCUGUUUCUGGAUAAAUUCAAUUUUCUUUUAUUAAUACUACACUUAUACUCUUAACUCACAGCUGUUCACAUUACUGUUAAUAAUACUUCAAAUAUUUUGAUCUCAACUACACAUCUGAAGUUUCACGGCCGCCCAGUGGUGAAACUGUCCGCAGACUAAGUGCUGAAGACCACCUCUGUGGUGAUCCGUUACACGUGGUACCAAGAUGACACACGCACACAUGAGCAACACACACGCUCACACAAAGGUCAAAUCCACACCAGCCACACGCUGCCGCUGGCAAUGAGAAGUAACCACUAGACAUGGUGACUGUAAAUGACUGCAUGUCUUGUAUUUAUUUGACAUGAGCCUAAAGUGUAGUUUAGUUUCCCAAUAUUCUAUUAGAAUACAGACAUGGUGACUAAAUGACUGCAUGUCUUGUAUUUAUUUGACAUGAGCCUAAAGUGUAGUUUAGUUUCCCAAUAUUCUAUUAGAAUACAGACAUGCUCAUAUGUAGGACGAGAAGAACACCUGGAUGAGAAAUAUGUUUAAACUAUUUUAUGGCUCUGUCCAGAAUGUGUCUUUAAAGUUUGCAAGGGAUCUUUCCCUCUUAACACACGUGGUGAUAUAAGAGAGGCACAAACAUGUAAAUAGUGUCUCCGCUUUGUAUUUCAUGAACUGCAUUGUGUUUUUACUUCACAUGAAAUACCCAAUAUUGUGCUGCUAUGUCCUGUUAAGCUUCUAAUGCUAAUAUGCCAUGUAUAUUAUUAUUGUAAGUGUUCAGUAGACUUUUCUACAUGCACACACAAGCUCAGAUUACAACAACGGUGUGUAGCUGCCUGUAAUGUCAUCAUGCAUCUCUUCCCCCCCCUCAAAUAUUUCCACGAAUUGUCUUUGAGUCAAACAAUGCAGAGAACACUCCAAGGCCAAAGGUGAACACACUCGGUAUGAAAGGAGCCUUGUUAGCGUCAUCCCACCCAUUCCCUCUCCAUAUUUAUUUGCCGUUCUCUUUUGAGUUUGUCCAUUUUUAGAACCGGACAACAUAAAAAUAAAAAAAUUGACACGGA